This is a messenger RNA of Trichomycterus rosablanca, 2316 nucleotides long. Its product is annotated as E3 ubiquitin/ISG15 ligase TRIM25-like. Lineage: Eukaryota; Metazoa; Chordata; Actinopteri; Siluriformes; Trichomycteridae. Bases 1 to 1632 code for a protein of 543 amino acids. The transcript is spliced from 11 exons. The record is from RefSeq and is a predicted model, not a curated record. Gene Ontology annotation, molecular function: zinc ion binding.
AUGGAUACGUUUAUGUCUUUAGAAAACGAUCAAUACAACUGCUCAGUAUGUCUAGAUCUGAUGACGGAUCCAGUGACUAUUCCUUGUGGACACAGCUACUGUAUGGCCUGCAUUCAGGAUUACUGGAAUAAAAGUAAUCAGAAGACAAACUACUGUCCUCAGUGCAGGCAAACCUUUCCAACAAGGCCAACACUGAACAAAAAUACAAUGCUCGCUGAGAUACUUGAGACAUUCAGGAAUGCAGCACUUCAGCCUUCAGUACCUGCUGGAUCUUUAGCAGAACCGGGCAGUAUAGAAUGUAGUUUUUGCACUGGGAUAAAAGUUGCUGCUGUUAAAUCAUGCCUGGACUGUCGAGCCUCCUACUGCAAAACACAUCUCCAUCCUCACUACACCGUACAUGCUCUGAAAACACACAAGUUGGUUAACCCCACCAACAUGCCAACAUGUGAGAAACAUAAUAAACUGUUGGAGGUGUUCUGUCGCACAGACCAGAAGUUUGUCUGCGUGCUGUGUAUAACAGAUGACCACAAGAGCCAUGAUAUUGUUUCAUCUGAGACAGAAAGAGAAGAGAAACAAGUCAAGUUGGAAGCUAAUACAAGAAAAUUUGAAGAGAAACGCAAAGCAAAACAGAAGGAAAUUCAGGAGCUGGAAACGGCCAUUGCAUCACGUAAACACUCAGCAAAGAAGGCUGUGGAGGACACUCAGCUCACCUUUACCUCCUUAAUCAGUUUCUUAAAGGACAGAUGCUCUGAGGUCAUAAAGAAUAUCCGAGAUCAAGAGAAGACUGACCUUGAUAGAGCCACAGAUCUUAAAAAGCAACUGGAGCUUAAACUGGCUGCGCUGAUGGAACAGGAAGACACCAUGGGCAAACUUUUAAAGACUGAAGACAACAUUUACUUUGUUCAGAAUUUUAAAAGUAUGCCCACUCCCUCUGAAGCUGAAGAGUUGCAGACGUUGAAGUCAGUUGGCUCCUCUGAAAAUGUGAGGGAAAGUAUUUUGGAGUUUAAAGGGAAACUGGAGCAUUUAUGCCAGCAGAGAGUGAACAUGAUAUUACAACAAGCUCUGAAGACUGAUAUCAGAAUUGGAGAUCGUGUCCGAGUAAAGCCAUCUGUUGGCACUCCAAAACACAAAUGGGGAAAGGUGACUCGCCAAAGUGUGGGUGUGGUUAAGACUCUUAAUGGGGAGGAAAUUAAUGUUGACUUCCCUGAGCAAUCUGGCUGGCAUGGUUUUGUCUCUGAAAUGGAAUUUGUUUCUGAACAGGAACUUUUAGGCUCACUGACUGCAAAUGGCAGUUUCCACAUUGGGGAUGAAGUAAGAGUGAAAGCCUCAGUUGUAACCCCCAAACAUGACUGGGGAGGCGUCACUCAUAAAAGCGUGGGCAGAGUUAAAGCUAUUAAGGGUGAUGUUAUGACUGUGGACUUCCCUGAGUUUUCAGGCUGGAAGGGUUUUCUCUCAGAAAUGGAGUUAAUACGCAGCAAAGCGUCAGUACAACCCAGCUCCCCAUUCAAAAUAGGAGACAGUGUCAGAGUAAAAACCACUGUAACUUCUCCAAAAUAUAAUUGGGGUGCGGUUUCUCACAAAAGUGUUGGUGUGGUUACAGCUCUUAGUGAAGAUAUAACAAAAUUUUCCUGAGCAGGGUAGAUGGGUAGGUGUGGUUUCUGAAAUGGAACUCGCUCCUAACACUGACUAAGCUCUGUGACAGACGACCUCCCAGAAGACUUUGACUGGGGCUGGAGAUCUCUAAAGUGGAAGUGUUGUCAUAGAAAGUGACACAAAAAAUAAAUGCUGGAAUUACAGAAUUAAUCUUAAAAUAUUGUUAUCUAGUUUUUAAAAAGUGCAUCAAAAUAGGAAUUAAUAGUUUAAUUAAUAGUUAUAAAGUGAAAACAUGCACACACACGUGGUGUAAUUGUGUGCAUUAUAUAUGUUAGUAAUAAUGUUUAGUAAUGUUAUAUGUGUUUCUGUGUAAGGGACUAGUGUAUUAAAUGUUUUGAAUUUGUUAUCAUUAACACAUCAAAGGCUUUUAUGAAUGAACGUGUCUUUUCGGCUGCUGCCGUUAGGGGUCGCCACAGCUGAUCAUUCGACUGCAUAUUUGAUUUAGCACAGUUCUUAAACUGGAUACCCUUCCUGACUCAACCCUCCUAUUUAUCUGGGCUUAGGACUGAUAUUUUCACAAUUCAUAGAUGCUCUACUAUAGAUCUACUAUAAAUGCUCAAAUUUAGGUGUGUAAACGUUAAGAAAUGUGUUCUUGUAGCUGUAAUUGCUGCAGAAGGGGAUUCUGCAAAAUAUUAAAUAAAGGGUGUGAAUAUUUAUUUAAAA